Messenger RNA from Pantherophis guttatus, 13134 nucleotides. RefSeq names its product FRAS1 related extracellular matrix 3 (gene FREM3). Gene Ontology annotation, molecular function: calcium ion binding. The record is from RefSeq and is a predicted model, not a curated record. Gene Ontology annotation, cellular component: membrane. NCBI's taxonomy places the organism in Eukaryota, Metazoa, Chordata, Lepidosauria, Squamata, Colubridae. Gene Ontology annotation, biological process: homophilic cell-cell adhesion; anatomical structure morphogenesis; cell communication.
CUUGAGUACCUGCAGCAGGCAGUGGCCGAGUCCCAGAGAGCCCCGCUCCGGAGCAGCACAGAAGCCCGGCUCCUGCACCUUGUCGUCCGCCCUGCCGUCCCCGGGUCCCAAAGUCCGUCGGAACUCGCGCUCACCGCCCGAGAAAGAGAGAGAGGCAGCACUAGAGGCGGCAUGGCCGAACCGCCCGGGCACCUUCGCCGCCGUCGGGCGCCGUUCGGGGCGGCGCUGCUCCUGCUCUCUAUUCUGGCUGCGCUCGGGACCACCCAGCCGGACUCAGCCGGGCAGCCGCUUCUCCUUCAGCCGGCGGAACCGGACGGGGGCGCCGCGGGGAUCUUGGUGGCCAACCGCGGGCUGCGCGUGCCUUUCGGCCGCUCCGUCUCUCUGGACCCCGCCCGGGACCUGGUGAUCCGCGUGCAGCCGGGCGACAAGUGCAUCGUGACCGUCUUGGAGAGCGGGCCGCCGCCUGCGCCUCACCGCCCGGGGGCGCUCUCGCCGCAACGCUUCCCCUGCGAUUUCGGUCCCGGAGAGGUGACUUACACCCACUACGGGUCUCGCAGCCCCGGCCGCGACCGCCUCAGCCUCCAGCUCCGCUACGACUCGCCCAGCCGCACGUUCGUGGUGCCUUUCGCGCUGGAGGCCGAGGUGCUGUCGCAGCAGCUGCGCCUCCUCAGCCGCAACCUGCCGCUCGCCGUGGAGAAGCUGCGGGGCCUCAGCCAGCCCCUGGACGCCAAAGUCCUGGCCUUCGCCGAGGAGGGAGAAGCCGGGCGUCGCCACUGCCGCCUCACCGCCCUCCCUCACCCGUCCAGCAGCGGCAACCACCUGCCUUCCUACGGGCGUUUGAUCGACGCCCACGGGCGCCCCCUGCCGCCGGGCUACAGCAACGACUGCCGCCGCUUCCUCAGCGAAGGCAUCCGCUACCAGCACACGGCUCCCACGCCCUCCCCCAACCGCGACCACAUCCCCAUGCGGGUGGAAGUACUAGAGGACAGCGGAUCUCCCGAGAGCCAAAGCCAGCAGGAAUACUUUCAGGUGGUGGUUCUGAUCCGGGAUGGGGUUGAGAACACUCCCCCCAAGCCCAGCUUUGUGGCUUUGCUCAUGAUGGAGGUGGACCAGUUUGUGCUUACCGCCAUCACCCCUGACAUGUUGGCAGCGGAGGACUUGGAGACCCCGUCAGAUCUGCUGCUAUUUAAUCUCACCUCUCCCUGGCUCAGUGUUGGAGGGCAAGAUGUGACCACUGGUUACUUGAUAAGUACGGAUGAUCCUAGUCGCCCACUCACUUCUUUCACUCAGCGGGAGUUGAGGGAGCUGAAGAUUGCCUACCAGCCUCCUACAGUGGACUCAGACCAUGAGCGUCUCUUCCAGUUUGAGUUGGAGGUGUUGGACCCUGAGGGUGCCUCUUCAGACCCCUUUGCCUUCAUGGUGGUGGUGAAACCUAUGAACACUUUGGCUCCGGUGGCUGUCUUUAAUCGCAUUGCCGGCCCUCAGAUGAUGCUUUUUGAAGGCCAGUCAAGGCCGCUUUCUGACAAUCUUGUAAUCAGUGAUGAGGACAACUUAGGGGAAGUGAAGAUUUGGGUUACAAGAGGUCUAAAACAUGGUGAAUUGAGAGUUUUGAAUGCAUCUCCUGGUCGUCAUUUUUUUACUGCAGCAGAGUUGGAAGCUGGACAGGUGAUCUACCAGCAUGAUGGCAGUGAGCACAGUUUCAGUGAUAACAUUAUCUUUCGCAUGGAGGAUGGACAACACCAGGUGGAGUUUUUUUAUCCAAUUACAAUUGCCCCUGAUGAUGAUCAACCACCACUCCUUAAUGCCAACACUGGCUUGGUCCUAAGUGAGCACCAGGUAGUGCAGAUCUCACCCUUUGUUCUCAGUGCUACUGAUAUAGACUCUGAUGACUCCACUAUUCGAUUUCUGCUUAAGGAGGUUAAAAAGUCUUCAGGUGUACCUGUCUGGAAACAUUUUGGUGAGUUUCUGUUGCGUCAGGGAGAGGUUCCAUCAUCCAGUGAAAAAGAGGAAGAUAUGGAAGAAGAUCAUAGUGAUCCAUCCUCCUGGCACUUUAUAGUGAGUGAGGGUAUAUAUGAGAAGGUAGUGACUGAAUGGCUGCAAGAGGAUAUCCUGGAUGGAAAGUUGUUCUACAGGCAUAUUGGACCUCAUAGCACCAAUGUAGUGAUGGACCAGUUUGUAUUUUAUCUCCAAGAUGAUAAUGACCCUCCAAAUCAAUCUGAAGAAAAGGUGUUUAUCAUCAAGAUACAGCCAGUAGAUAACCUAUCUCCAGAACUAUACCCAGGGACAACUUUACAAAUGACUGUCCUCGAAUACCAAGUGACACAUUUCAAGAAGCAUUACCUGUGUUAUACUGAUUUGGACACAGAUGACAGAGAGCUGAAAUAUACAGUGCUUACAUCACCAACUGAUAUUGACGAAAAUCACCCUAUCUUGGCAGGUGAAAUUGUAUUGACUGACAGUCCUCUGGUGCCUAUUACCCAUUUCACUCAAGCACAGAUAAAUCAUCAUAAAGUGGCCUAUAGACCACCAGACCAAGAACUUGGCAUUACUCCAAGAGUAGUACAAUUCACUUACAGUGUAGAAGAUGCAGCUGGUAAUUCUGUGCUAGGCAUUUUCACUUUCUUCUUGCAGCCAGUGAAUAAUCAGCCCCCACAAAUAACCAAUGCUGGUUUCACAGUGUUUGAGGGGCACAGCUUCUUUCUCACCACCACGCAGCUAGAUGCUACUGAUAAAGAUACAGACACUGACCGAAUUGUCUUCACUUUAACUAAAACACCUCAGCAUGGCCACCUGCGCUACCUAGAGGAAGGAUUGAUGGUACAGGGUGAAUCUUUUCUGUUAGAUGACAUUACUAAUGGUCGCAUAUCCUAUCAACAUAAUGGUGAUGAGUACAGAAGUGAUUCCUUUCAGUUAGAAGUAAGUGAUGAAGUUCAUCAAGUACCAAUCACAGUUAAAAUUGCUGUUCAACCAGUUGAUGAUGAACGUCCCAGCAUCAUGGUCCCUAGUAGUAAUGGACUUUUGGGGGCCUUUAUUGAUGUUCUGGAAAAUAGUGUUACUGAAAUAACCACUUCUCUUAUCCAGGGAACAGAUGAGGAUACUGAUGAACUGGCAUUAACUUUUAUUGUAGAGGACCCCCCUAAACUGGGUAGUAUUUUAGUGGAUGGAGUACCCUCAAAAAGAUUCACUCAAGAGGAUCUCAUAAGCGGAACAGUUGUUUAUGCUCACAAUAGUGGAGAGAUUGGAUUGAAGAAGCAGACUGAUUCUUUCAAUCUUACUAUUUCAGAUCGGGCCAGUGAGUGGGUGGUGAGAGGAAGCACAAUAGAAGGAGUGCGUGUGACUGUAACUCUUUUGCCAGUGGACAACAUUGCUCCUGAAGUUAUGUUGGGAGAAGAACCAUUCACUGUUCAAGAAGGAGGAAAGAAUGUGCUAAGGCUAGAACUGCUGGAUGUGGAAGAUAUUGAUACUCCUAGAGAUGAUAUUCUCUGUACCAUUCUAACACAGUCAACUGCUGGUUACCUAGAGAAUAUCUCUCCAGCACCAGGAUCUGAAAAAUCCAGAACUGGGAUUCCCAUCAGUGCAUUUUCCAUCAAAGAUAUUCGUGUUGGUCAUGUCAACUAUGUUCAGAGCAUCCAUAAGGGGAUAGAACCUUUAGAAGACAGAUUGUCUUUCCAGUGCUCUGAUGGUAUCAACUUUUCACCACCUCAGUUCUUUCCAAUUAUCAUUAUCCCAACCAAUGAUGAGAAGCCCGAAUUGUUUGUACGUGAGUUUGUGGUGUUGGAAGGAAUGAGUUUGGUAAUUGACACACCCAUUCUUAAUGGUGCUGAUGCUGAUAUUCCCCCAGAUGAAUUGCGCUUCUUUAUAACUGUUCCUCCAAAGAAUGGACAGAUUGUUAACCAGCUGGCUACAGGUACUGUGUCUGUUACCAAUUUCACCCUGGAAGAAAUUCGGGAGGCAUCUAGCAUUGUGUAUGAGCAUGAUGACUCAGAAACUAAAGAGGACUCUUUCAAAAUCCAGCUCACUGAUGGCCUACACACAGUGGAGGAAGAAGUAUUAAUAAUGGUCAUUCUGGUUGAUGAUGAAACACCCCGGAUGUCCAUCAAUGAUGGAUUAGAAGUAGAUGUUGGUGAAUCUAAAGUUAUCACCAAUCAAGAUCUCAAAGCCACUGACAUAGACUCUGAAGACAGGAUGCUUACAUACAUUAUUCGUUUAUCCCCCAGGCAUGGCUUAUUACAGCAUAUAAGUAAAGAAAAAGAGAUGCUAUACAAUAUUACACUCGGCAUGAAUUUCACACAGGAUGACAUAGAUCAUAAAUAUAUAUGUUAUACACAUACAGGCCAACAGGGACUCCGUGACUUAAUUAAGUUUGAUGUCACUGAUGGCAUCAAUCCCUUGAUAGAUAGAUAUUUUUACAUUACCAUUAAUGGCAUUGAUAUGGUGUUUCCAGAGGUGAUCAAUAAAGGAGUCACUCUGAAAGAAGGUGGGAAAGUGACUCUCACUACAGAUCUCCUCAGUACAAGUGAUAUCAACAGUCCUGAUGAGCUACUUAGGUUCAGCAUCACCCGGGCACCAAGCAGAGGUCAUUUAGAGAAUUCUGACAACCCUGGAGUUCUUGUCACUAUCUUCACUCAGCUUCAACUAGCUGGAAACAAGAUUUAUUACAUCCACACUGCAGAUGAUGAGGUGAAGAUGGAUAGCUUUGAGUUUGAAGUGACUGAUGGCUAUAAUCCAGUCUUCCGUACUUUUAGAGUUUCUAUUACUGACGUGGACAAUAAGAAGCCAGUUCUCACAUUACAUGACCUCACAGUUCAAGAAGGGGAAACCAAACUGAUCACACCAUUUGAGCUAAAUGUGGAUGAUCGGGAUACACCUGACCAUCUACUCCAUUUCAUAAUUACUCAAGUCCCUGUACAUGGUCAAAUUAUUUAUAACAACAGCUAUUCUGUCACCAGUUUCACUAAACAAGACUUAAAUGAAAAUAUGAUCAGCUACAAACAUGAUGGCACUGAAACUAAUCAUGAUAGCUUCUCUUUCACUGUAACGGAUGGGACACAUCCAGAUUUUUAUGUUUUUCCUGAUACCAUUCUUGAAACACGUAACCCACAGAUGAUGAAAAUUCAGAUCAAUGCUUUAGACAAUGGAAUACCACAAAUAGUAGUGAACAAGGGUGUCUCCACACUGAGAAAUAUAGCAACUGGACACCUGGGCUUCCUAAUAACCAGCAAGUCUCUGAAAGCAGAAGACAGAGAUAGUCCACACAAAUUAUUGAAAUAUAAGAUCACAGAUGGGCCAAAACAUGGAUUUCUCAUUAAUAUUGGCCUAGGAAAUGCAACUGUCAAAUCCUUUUCCCAAGCUGAUAUUGAUGAAAUGAAGAUUUGUUAUGCCUUGAAAGAACGUGAAAAUGCUACGAGCGAUAUCUUCUAUUUUUCAGUUGAAGAUAAUGGAGGAAACAGAUUGAAGAGCCAACCUUUUCGUUUGAACUGGGCUUGGAUUUCACUGGAAAAAGAAUAUUAUAUGAUAGAUGAGGAUUCCAAGGUUCUGGAGGUAACGCUGAAACGCAGAGGAUAUCUGGGGGAGACUUCAUUUGUUAGCAUUGGGACUAAAGAUGGAACAGCAGAAAAGGAUAAAGAUUUCAGAGGAAAAGCUCAGAAACAGGUUCAGUUUAACCCAGGACAGACUCUGGCUACUUGGCGAGUAAGAAUAAUUGCAGAUAAUAAAUAUGAAGAAUCUGAGACCUUCCAGAUUAUUUUGUCAGAUCCAGUUAUGGCUGCCCUAGAGUUGCCAGAGAAGGCAGUGGUGGAGAUUAUUGAUCCUGGUGAUGAAUCUACUGUGUAUAUUCCUGGGUCAGAAUAUAGAGUAGCUGAAGAUGUUGGUGAACUGUUAAUUCCUAUCAGGAGAUCUGGAGAUACUAGUCAUGAACUAAUGGUUGUUUGUUACACUCAUCAAGGAACUGCCACCGGCACAAUUCCUUCUACAGUCUUGUCAUAUUCUGACUACAUAUCUCGCCCUGAUGACCAUACCAGUUUAAUUCGCUUUCAUAAGGAUGAGAAGGAGAAAAUAUGCCGGGUCAUAAUUAUUGAUGAUUCACUUUAUGAGGAAGAUGAAAAUUUUAAUGUCACUUUAAGUAUGCCAUUGGGUGGAAAAAUUGGAGCUGAAUUUCCCAGUACUAAGGUCAUCAUUUUAGAUGAUACAAAUGAUCAACCUGCUUUCUAUUUUGGUGACACUGAAUAUUUUGUUGCGGAGAGCGCUGGUUAUGUAGAAGUUCGUGUUUGGAGAACUGGAACAGACUUGUCCAAAGCAGCCACUGUCACUGUGCGCUCCAGGAAAACUGAACCAGUAUCUGCAGAAGCUGGAGUUGAUUAUGUUGGCAUAAGCCAAAACAUGGAUUUUGCUCCUGGUGUAAACAUGCAGACUUUUCGUGCAACUAUUUUGGAUGAUCUAGGACAGCCGGUUCUUGAAGGCCCCGAAAAGUUUGAACUUGUUCUCCAGAUGCCAGUGAAUGCAGUGCUUGGAGAGCCAAGCAAAGCUACUAUCAUCAUAAAUGAUACCAUUACUGAUUUACCCAAAGUCCAAUUUAAGGAACCUCUCUACAUUGUGAAUGAAAAAGAUGGUCAGGUAGAAGCUAUGAUCUCACGAAGUGGAGAUGUUAAUCAUAAAUCUACUGUCCGCUGCUACACUCGCCAAGGCUCUGCCCAGGUUAUGAUGGACUAUGAGGAGAGACCAAACACAGAUGACUCAAUAAUAACAUUCCUACCAGGAGAGAUAGAGAAACCCUGUUUUGUGGUUUUGGAAGAUGAUGCUAUCUAUGAAGAGGAGGAAGAGUUCAGACUGGUGCUUGGGACUCCAAAAAGUACUUCUUCAUUUGGUGCUUCCAUUGGGGAGCUAAAAGAAGUGCUGGUGAAGAUUAAGGAUGAAGAAGACAAACCAAUGAUUACAUUCUCUGAGGUGAAAUACAACAUUCAAGAACCACAGGAGCCUGGAGAAAUUGCAGUUUUAAAGAUCCCAAUCUUGCGACUUGGAGAUACUUCCAAAGUUUCUAUUGUAAGAAUACAUACUAAAGAUGGUUCAGCUACUUCUGGAGAAGAUUAUAAUCCAAUGUCUGAGGAUAUUGAAUUUAAAGAAGGAGAAACAGAGCACUUUGUGGAGGUUGAAGUUUUGUAUGAUGGAGUGAGAGAAAUGCGUGAAGCAUUUACAGUGCAUUUGAAACCUGAUGAGAAUAUGGUGGCUGAGACACAGAUGAAUAAAGCCAUUAUAUACAUUGAAGAAAUGGAUAGCAUGGCAGAUGUGACUUUCCCAGCUGUGCCACAAAUUGUAUCACUUCUGUUGUAUGAUGACACUGCCAAAAGCAAAAUAAAUCCCCACCCUCCCAAUGGAUAUCCUAUUGUGUGUGUAACGGCAUGCAACCCCAAAUACUCAGAUUAUGACAAGACUGGAUCUAUUUGUGCUGCUGAAAACAUCAAUGACACAGUGACCUUGUAUCGUUGGCUUGUCAGUGCCCCAAGCGGCAUGGAUGGUGUGACCAGCCCGAUGCGUGAAGUGGAUGCCAAUACUUUCUUCACUAACACCAAGUCAAUUGCUUUAGACUCCAUCUAUUUCCAAGCUGGCUCCAGGGUUCAGUGUGCAGCACGUGCUGUCAAGGCCAAUGGAGAUGUGGGCUUAGAACUGUUGAGUCCCAUCCAUGUAAUAAAUAGACAAAAAGGUCUGUGCCAACCACGUAUUCUGGGUACAAUUGGAGCAGAGCCUUUCUCAGCCAAAAUUCAUUACAUAGGUCCUGAUGAUCCUGACUAUCCAAACCUGAUCAAGUUUUCGGUUACCAUGCCUCAUAUAGAUGGAAUGUUGCCAGUAAUCUCAACCAGACCUUUGUCCAAUUUUGAGUUGACACUGAGCCCGGAUGGCACUCGUGUAGGCAAUCACAAAUGCUCCAAUCUCUUGGAUUAUAAUGAAAUUGAAACAAAACAUGGCUUCAUCACAGAUGAUAUCAAGAAUCCAGAAGUGAUUGGAGAAACUUCACCCUACCAAUACAGCAGUAGCAUACGAUCAGCUAAAACUUUACGCUUCUACCGUAAUCUCAAUCUGGAGGCCUGCCUGUGGGAAUUUAUCAGUUAUUAUGAUAUGUCAGAACUGGUAACUGACUGCAGCGGCUCCAUUGGGACAGAUGGUCAGGUGUUGAAUCUGGUUCAAUCGUAUGUCACUCUUCGAGUGCCCCUCUAUGUAUCUUAUGUCUUCCAUUCACCUGCAGCAGUUGGGGGCUGGCAACAUUUUGACCUGCAAUCUGAGUUGAGGCUCACUUUUGUGUAUGAUACUGCCAUUCUAUGGAAAGAUGGCAUUGGAAGUCCACCAGAAGCAGAACUGCAAGGGUCUCUUUACCCAACCAGUAUGCAAAUCAAUGAUGAAGGGCGAUUGGUGGUCCAUUUCAGGACUGAAAUUCGAUUCAGGGGACAGUUCAUAAUAUCCCAUCCAGGUACUUCUCUGACUUCUAUGGUGAUGUCAUCUGACCAUCCUGGCCUUACAUUCACAUUGAACCUUUCUCAAAGUGAGCACACCUUCAAUCAACCAAUGCAGCAAUGGAAGUUUCUUUCCGAUUUUGCUGUACGUGACUAUUCUGGCACUUACACUGUGAAACUUAUCCCCUGUGUUGCCACACCCAGCCAAGAAUAUACCCAGCCUGUCAUCUGCGGCCCACGGGAGCCAAUCACUUUUGAUCUGGAUAUCAGGUUCCAGCAGGUCAGUGACCCAGUAGCAGCUGAAUUUAAUCUCAAUACUCAAAUGUUUCUGCUAUCCAAGAAGGAUCUGUGGCUGUCUGAUGGCUCUCUGGGAUUUGGAGAAGAAACUGAUGUCUCAUUCACAGAGGGUUCCGAAAUCUACGGUCGUGUCAUGGUGGAUCCCGUUCAGAAUUUAGGGGAACCUUUCAUCUGUAACAUUGAGAAGGUGUUCUUAUGUACAGGGGCCGAUGGGUAUGUUCCCAAGUAUAAUCCAAGUAACAAAGAAUAUGGUUGCCUAGCUGACUCACCUUCCCUAUUGUACAGAUUCAAAAUCCUGGAUAAAGCUCAACCAGAUACACAAGCAAAAAUGUUUGGAAGCAUGGCAUUCCACGCCAAACUAGCAGUUGAUCACAUUGAUGGCCAUCCUUUGGUAAAACAGCCUGGUUCUGAUGGAUUCAGCCUGCUGUCAACUCCAUUAUUCCAGGUAGCAGUGGGUCGAGAAUGGUACAUCCACACCAUCUACAUGGUUCGGUCACGUGAAAAUGCUCAUAAGGGCCUUGGAAAAAGAAGUAUUGAGUAUCACCAUGUUUUAUCUUUCAAUAACAGCUCCUCACAUCUUAGUCGUUCUCGGAGAGCUGUUUCUGAUAUUCCUGCUCUUGCCCAAGAUAUUGGUGCUGAUAAGAAUAGAGGAACAAAUAUCCAGCAUAUAGUUCUUGACCGAUCUAAUAAAAUUACAUUCAGGCAGAAAGAAUGGUCUCCAGCAGGUAAACCUUAUGAAAAGCCAGUCCUGCAAAUUCCAGGAAGUAAUGCAGAAGACAAGAUAAUUCCCAUUAUUGGAGGUGCAAUUGGACUAUUGCUUCUUCUCUGCACUGUUAUAAUUAUUAUAUUACUUCUGAAGCGAAAGGGACAUUCAACUGAUGGGAAAACAAGCUCAUUUACCAAUCAUUCCAACAGUAAUGAAACUAUGACUACACAGCAGAGCAAUAGUGAUAGCUCUGAAGUUUAACAGCAUUGAUGACUCUUUGAAGAUCCUACAUAAUGGAAACCACAUGGGGCUGGGCUGGGGGUGGGGUAGAUAUGGAAUUAGGCUGCUGCAGUUUUGGUGCUAUGUUGUGUGAGAUUCCAGUAUUUGGAAGAAAAAUAUAGCAAAGAUAAUCUGUAAAGAAAUGUGAUUUAUUUAUAACUUCCCCCACAACCAACGUCCAGGAACACAGGAUGAUCUCCUGGACUACAAUGUUAAUUAAACUUAGCAUUUCCCCCUUGAAAUGGUGCUUUAAAAAAAAAAUCGUUAGCAGGUAUAAAAGUGUGCCUUAUCUAUCAACAUGAAAGCCUGGUGCUAUUCAAAGGGAUAUUGAUUUCCUUUUCAUUAAAUUGUAUAGUGUUUAGAUUUAUACCAUUUUUAUAAGAAAGGGUGGGAGGGAGGUUAAGAAAAAAGGUAAAAUUUUAACUAAACGGGAUACAAGCAAAUAUCUGUAAUUAAAUCUCAAUGGAAUCUGUAUUGAUAAGCAAAACACUGUAUUGGAAAAAUACUGAGCUUAUUUAAAGAGAAUGUUUCUUGAAUGUUUUAAUAUACAGGUAUUACAAAUAGUCUUUCAUACAACAUCCUGCAAUGUUCUGUACUUAUGUAACAUAAAUGUCAUAAAACUAAAUCAUUAUUAGAUUAUUAUUCCAAUUGCUUGCAGUUAGUUGUAUUUUAUUUAUAUUAGUUCAAAUAGCUCUCUCCUAAUGGAACUUGGAAAAUAUUGUAAAAUAUUGUGAAUAACUUACAUGCCCCUAACUGCCUGGAAAUUUCUUUUCAGAGUGUCCUUUUAAAAAAAACAACAACUGCUACUUAGCUAAGCAAUCGUAGUAAAUUUUGUGUCAACACAUGCAACCGUUUAAAAAAAUUAUGUGACAAUUAUUACCGUGUUAUUUUGAAAAAAAAUCAUUCUGGGAAAGGGCUAUUCAAUAUUGUUUUAGGAGAAUCAAGAUGGCACUUUGCUGAAUAAAAUAGUGCAUAUUUUCAAAGCUGGUAACCCCCUUUUUAUUUCAUCUUUAAUUAUGAACAAGAUAGAAUUGCCUUUAGUUUAUAAAGCAACUUUCCAUGCCAGAUUGAUAGAAUCUAUAUAAUUUCAAAAUAAGUAAAAGUAAGUUAUUGCCUCUAUUUCUUGAGGUUCUGUGGUGUGGUUAAUCAGCAUAUACUACAAUGUUUCCCUCAAAUAUAAGACCCUGUCUUAUAUUUUUCUGAACCCCGAAAAAGCGCUUGGCCCUAUUUUCAGGGAGGUAUUAUUUUGGGGUGCGUGGAGCAGGACAGGGUUCCUCUUGUCGUCUUACCUGAUUUCCAGCUCUGUCUCCCUAAGCCUAACCAGACCAACUGUGCAUGCAUUUAAAUAUUUUCGGGGAGGGUUUAUUUUUGGGGAAACAUCGUAAAUUUGGUUAUAGAAUUUAUAUAUUUCUCACAUAAUAGGGUUUUGCCCUACACAUCUGGAAAGUUUUAGAUUCAAAUGAGUUUUGUUAUAGAAAACAAAGUACAUUAAUAAUAAGAUUGCACCAACUUAUUCAGAAACUACAGCAAUUUCAGUAGGAUCUACUCAUUUUAAAUAUCUAUGUGAGAUCAAAGCUUUAAUUAAUCAGGAUGCUGUGGAAAGUAUUUUGAUAUACUAAAAACUAUCCCUGGUUAAUUGGAUAGCCAGUUUUAUUUUUUUAACAGCAAUUGUGUUGUUAAAACAAAGAGUUUCCUUUUUCUCAUGCUUAGGAGAAAACGCCUGUUAAUGGUUCUUGGACACUAAUUUGUCUACAAGCAAUUUAAUUAAGAUUCAUCUUUUUAAUUGAUAUAAUCAUUGUGCAUUAGUUAUCUAUUUUUCUUGUCUAGAAAUAAAUUCUCAGAAUACUACUGACCAAUCUCUAAAUUAUAAUAACCGUUUUAAUACUGUAUGCUAGUUUCCUUUAAAUAUUUUAAUUCAUAGAGUUUAUUAGCUAAUCAGUCAAAAAAUAACUAGCAUAUAAAAGUCUCCUGCUUUAUAGGAAUAUUUUUUUAAUAAUGGAUCUUCCAGUUGCUGCUGCUGCUGCUGCCUUUAUUUCAUGUAGGGCAAUGCACAUUUCAAAAUUAUUUGGAAAUGUGAAUUGUAUAAGAAGAGCAGCUUUCUACUAUUCAUUAAAGCAAACUGAAAUUUUUGGCUUUCAAAGCUAGUGUGAAUAGCCCUGAUACCUUUCCAAAUGACAAUAGCAAUAUAUUUUUUUCCACCUGCACCAGCUAAAUUCAAGUUACUCACAUCAGAGGACCAUGCUGUAUUUUCUUCUGUACCUUCUAGCUGCCUAGACAUAGCAGCUAGUUUUGAUUCCUCCUCUUCCUUUCUUUUUUGUUAAGCCAAAGUAGUUUAAUGGUUCAUUUAUGAAGAAAUGCAUGAAGUUUGAAAAAUUCUCAAUGUAAAAUUGACAAUGAUAGAUUCUUUUGCUUAAAGGAAAUAAAAAUUUGCAAGGUUUACUUUAAUUAGCUGCAGUAAUAAGGUUUAUAUACUUGGCUGAUUAUGAACAAAUUUAUCAUAUGUUAAUCAUUGGUUAUUUAUUCUGUCAAAAUCAUGACCUUAAUAUUUUAUUAACUGUAGACUUUCACAUUUCCAGGAUUACCACUGUUAUAUUACCAAGCAGUUGGAAGAUUAUUUCAUUAAUAUGAUACAAAUACUAUCUAUGUUGAAGUGUUAAAGAAAGAAGCAAACUCUGAUAGAAGGUGCUUUUUUCAAGAGGCAACUAGACUUUCUGGUUUUUCUUCAAUUACGUUUCGCUUCUUAUCCAAGAAGCUUCUUCAGCUCUGACUGGAUGGUAGGUGACGAAGCUUCUUGGAUGAGAAACGUCUUCAAAGGAAAACCAGAAAGUCCAGUUGCCUCUUGAAAAAAGCAACUUUGGGACAACCAUGACCUAGAUGACUGAGACUCUCUAUAGACAAACUCUAAUAGGAAUAUCUUGAAAAGAAACAGCCUUUGAAAAAUGGUAUGCAUUGCUUGUACAUUGCUCAAUAAGAGAGCAUCUAUGCUCUGAUAAGGCUAGUUUUAUUUACACUACCUGGAAUAAGACUCACUUCAGUGAAAUCUCUCUUUCCAAAGUUUUACUCUGAAUUAUAUGACAAUUGGCAUAUGACAAAAAUAGACAACCAUCCAGUCUAUUUUUCAUUUAGCAACCAAAAGGUGGAAAGCCACUAAAGUAUAAGCAUUCUUUCAUUAGUGUAGAAUAAAAUACUUCCCGAACAGUAGAUUACUGCAAUUUAUAUUACAUUCAGAUGUAAAAUAUAUAAGUGAUAUAUCUAUAUACUUAACUCACUUAUUUCAAAGGACAGGUAAAGCUAGGUUGUCAAGAACAGAAACAUUAUGUUUCAAAUGUACUGUAUUAUGGUAUAUAUGACUGUGAAUUUACCCAAAUACUCUUUCAGAGAUCAUUUUAUAAAAAUUGUUUUUUCAUACAA